UCUUCUAGUCGAAAAUGGCGGCUUGAUCUAGGGUACAGAUACCGAAACUUUAGUCGAAUAACCUCGUCAUUUCCAACUUUGCCCCUUUAAAAUUUACCUUUAACUACUGGAAAGCUAACUGUUCGUCGUAAAAAAAUUGGUUUUGUUGCUAAACUGUGCUAUUCAACAUGAUCGGUGGCUUGUUCAUCUACAAUCAUAAAGGAGAGGUGUUAAUUUCGAGGGUGUAUCGGGACGAUAUUGGUCGAAAUGCUGUGGAUGCUUUUCGUGUGAAUGUUAUCCAUGCCAGAGGCCAGGUGCGUUCACCAGUUACUAACAUUGCCAGGACAAGUUUCUUCCACAUACGACAAGGAAAUGUCUGGCUGGCUGCUGUCACAAGGCAGAAUGUAAAUGCUGCUAUGGUGUUUGAGUUUCUGAAUCGUACUGUGGAGAUUAUGAUUUCCUACUUUGGAAAAGUCACUGAGGAGGGAAUUAAAAACAACUUUGUCCUCAUUUAUGAGCUUCUUGAUGAAAUAGCUGAUUAUGGAUAUCCUCAGAAGACUGAUACAGCUAUUUUGAAAACAUUCAUCACUCAACAAGGAAUCAAGACACAGACACGGGAAGAGCAGGCCCAGAUCACAAGCCAGGUUACAGGACAGAUCGGCUGGAGAAGGGAAGGAAUCAAGUAUAGAAGAAAUGAAUUGUUUCUUGAUGUGUUGGAAUCAGUUAAUCUGCUCAUGUCACCACAAGGUCAAGUUCUAAGUGCUCAUGUCUCUGGACGAGUUGUCAUGAAGAGUUUCUUGUCAGGAAUGCCAGAGUGUAAAUUUGGAAUGAAUGACAAACUAGUGGUGGAGAAACAGAAGAGUGGAGCUUCUGAGCCAUCGCUUGAUCCACAAAAGAAAAACACCACAAGCAAGUCAGGAAUUGCAAUUGAUGACUGCACAUUCCACCAGUGUGUAAAGCUCAGUAAGUUUGAAACAGAAAGGGCAAUUAGUUUUAUACCACCUGAUGGAGAAUUUGAGCUCAUGAGGUACCGCACCACUAAAGACAUCAGCUUGCCAUUCAGAGUCAUUCCCUUGGUGAGGGAAGUUGGAAGGUCCAGGAUGGAAGUGAAAGUAGUAAUCAAGUCUAAUUUUAAACAGUCAAUAUUGGGGCAGAAAAUAGAGGUGAAAAUACCCACCCCACCAACUACAGCAGGAGUUCAAGUUGUUUGUAUGAAGGGGAAAGCCAAGUACAAGGCCAGUGAAAAUGCAAUUUUGUGGAAGAUAAAACGAAUGGGUGGUAUGAAGGAAUCUCAGAUUAGUGCUGAAAUUGACCUUAUGGCCACCAAGGAGAACAAGAAAUGGGCCAGACCCCCAAUAUCUCUCAACUUUGAGGUUCCAUUUGCUUGUUCUGGAUUAAAGGUUCGUUAUCUGAAGGUGUUUGAACCCAAACUGAACUACAGUGACCAUGACACUAUCAAGUGGGUUCGAUACAUCUCCAGAUCAGGGCUGUACGAGACUAGAUGCUGAACCUAAACACGUAGAUCUAAAUAUAUUAGAUAUGAUUCCAUUCACUGGCGAUCGUUUCUGUCUGUUUCAAUAAACCGCUAGCCUUAAUUAACCCCUUCACUCCCAAGAUAUCAUUAAGUAAUUCUCCUUACUGUCUGGCGUCUAAUACUUUUGAUAUUAGCUCCGAGAAUUUGGUGCUGGAUCAACGGAUGAUCCUUUACUAUUUGUUCUCUUUAUUCUCAUCACUUGUCUGCUUGAUUUUACAUUGAUAUUGUAAGGAGAAAUUCUGUCUUGGUCUCUAAUAGGAGUUAAAUAAUUCAAACUUUUUGCUUAAAAGAUGCUACAAGAUAGCAGUCGAAGGCGUUUGGUUCACAGUAUGUUGCAAGUAAAUCUGGGAAGAAAACCUUUAAAAAGCAAAUGUUUAGAACAAAAUAAUUACAAGGGAAUAAGAGUAAAAGGAACAAGUUUGGAUAAAGAUGCAGCAGAUUGACUCGGAUUGCAAAUGAGUUAUUCAGAAAGUUAAGAAUGUGGGCAUGGCUUUUAGGUGUAUAGUAUAUGACGUGAACUCAUUUUUGGAGGAAUUUUUAGGAAAUUGGUGCGAUAAUGUCGUUGGGCUGGGAGUAAAGCGUAGAAUACUUGUUUUACUUUGGUCGGAAACUGUCAACGGUUAGCAUUUGAGUGACAUAGUUGGCAAGGUUGGUGGUAUUAUUCCCCUUGUUAAUCAGUGUAUUUAGCACAAACUAAUGAAAAGUCACCAGAAAAUGUCGUGCUGUCUCACUAAUUAAGAUAAUUCCGCUUUUUGCAUUAGCUCUUUCCUUAUCUUCUCUCCCGGUCAAAAUCUAGCAUGUAAGUUUUAGGAAAAGUGGUUUUGUCACGCAAUUAUUUGUCAUGAGUUUUUUCGCCUACAUGUUCAAAGUCUAGAAAAACCUGUUAUGGAAAAUCUUAUUAAGAAAACGUGCCUGAGUCAAUUUACCCUAAUUUAUUUUUUGCUUAUUUUAUCAAGCGAUAUGCUGCAAGAAAACUUCCUUUAUUAUAUUAUUCCGAAAUACUGCAUUGCUGUUUUUUUAUUAUCGUCUUCUACGAAAGACCAAAAUCCGAUCUUUUCCUAAGAAAACGCUACCAAUCAAGGUUUUUUUUUUUGCAUUUUUUAUCAUGCCAUUUUUCUUACAAGACCUAGAACUGUGUUCCCAUUUUCAAUCUUAAACUACAGAAGUACUUAAAAAGCGCUGGCUGAAUGGAAUAUAAAUUGCAAUUCAAUGUAUGUAGAUACCUUUGAUAGGAAGAUCAAAGUAGGUUCAUAAAAUCAACUGUUUUAUGUA
Pocillopora verrucosa is the source of this 2785-nucleotide messenger RNA. RefSeq names its product AP-2 complex subunit mu. Gene Ontology annotation, molecular function: clathrin-cargo adaptor activity. The record is from RefSeq and is a predicted model, not a curated record. Gene Ontology annotation, cellular component: AP-2 adaptor complex; cytoplasmic vesicle. Lineage: Eukaryota; Metazoa; Cnidaria; Anthozoa; Scleractinia; Pocilloporidae. Gene Ontology annotation, biological process: clathrin-dependent endocytosis; intracellular protein transport.